GAGCAGAGAGCCGAGCGAGAGAAAGAGCCGGAAACACGAUCCAGAGCCACGAAGGGCCGAGACCGGCGGAUAAACGCUUUUAUUUGUCUUUUUCUCGUCGUGUCGUUCAGUUUGUUUCUCUCCGGAGCCGGCGCAGCACCGGCUCCUGACUCGUUCUUUCUCGUUCUUUCGUUCACCUCGGGUCUCUCCCGGUGCAUCAUGGAUUUUUCGGCAUAAUGUGGCUCCUUUAAUGCGAUGGCGAUGCAUCCUGCACAGCACCUCCUCCCCCGAGCCUCCCCGUCCUCUGAGGCCCUGCUCUGGGCCUCACACUCCCGCCCCGAGAGCCGCGGGAGCCGCUCGUUCCCGCCGCGGUUGGACCGGAGGAAGGAGCCGGAGCCGGGCCUGAGCUAGGCCUUUAGCAUUAGCUUUAGCAUCGUUAGCUUCCAUCUUUGAUCAUCGUCUGUGUCAAAAUGAAGCCUCAGGACGUGCUGUCCGCGAAGAGCCGCCUGUGGAUCUUUGGAUACGGCUCUUUGGUCUGGAAACCAGACUUUAAAUAUAAAACGAGUAAAGUGGGUCACAUCCGGGGCCACAAGAGGCGCUUCUGGCACGGGGACGACCACCACCGGGGCGACGAGGCCCAGCCUGGCAGAGUGGUGACGCUCAUAGAGGACGAUGACGCGACCACUUGGGGCGUGGCUUUCGAGGUGUGCGGCGCUCAGGUCGAGGAGUCGCUCAAAUACCUGAACGUGCGGGAGACCGUGUGCGGCGGCUACGUCACCAAGAUGGUGGAUUUCUUCCCCGAGGGCGAAGAGUCCAGCCCGGUGCCCGCGCUCGUCUACAUCGCCACCGCCGACAACCCGCUGUACCUGGGCCCGGCCAGCGCCGAGGAGAUCGGGGUCCAGAUCGUCAUGUGCCGGGGCAAGAGCGGGCACAACCUGGAGUACCUGCUGCGGCUCGCGGCGUUCAUGAGGGACAGCUGCCCGCACGUCCAGGACGGGCAUCUGUUCGCCAUCGAAGCGGCGGCGCUCAGUGCGGUAGCGCUCCUGUUAGCCGCGCAGUAGCUGUUAGCAUUAGCGACAUGAGGCUAAACCUUCACAGCCAUUUCAUCUGUUCUGUGCUAAAGUGUAAAAUUUUCCAGCGACAGAUUUAAACUUUGUCUUUGUUUUUCGUAGAAUAAACAUCAGACUAAACAAAACGUGUUAAACUAUUUAUUAAAACGAUCGUCUUUAUCAGAGUAAACGCGUCUGUCGGUUUAUUCUCACGUCCAGACUCCGUCCACAAACUUGUCUGUUUUUUGAGUUGAUUUGCCAAAUGUUGAGUUUGUGAUGCAACUUCUGUCACUGCUAAAAAUAAAAAUUGGAAAAUUUCUUUG
Molecule: messenger RNA, 1351 nt
Organism: Periophthalmus magnuspinnatus
Lineage: Eukaryota; Metazoa; Chordata; Actinopteri; Gobiiformes; Gobiidae
Gene: chac1
Product: ChaC, cation transport regulator homolog 1 (E. coli)
Exons: 3
Coding region: 450-1040 (196 amino acids)
Biological process (GO): glutathione catabolic process
Cellular component (GO): cytoplasm
Molecular function (GO): gamma-glutamylcyclotransferase activity; glutathione specific gamma-glutamylcyclotransferase activity
Source: RefSeq, a predicted model, not a curated record